CCUAAAGCUAUGGCCAAUUCCCUCCUGAACACUACAUCCAUUUCUUAUUUAGGAUGUGUGGCUCAAGUAUUUUUCUACUUCUUACUUGCAGUGUCAAAUUUUGCCAUCCUAACAGUAAUGGCACAUGAUCGGUAUGUUUCUAUCUGCAGUCCAUUGCAAUAUGAGACAAUCAUGCAUGAAGGAGCCUGCAUUCAGAUGGCAGCCAGUGCAUGGAUUAGUGGUACCCUUUAUGCCAUAUUACACACCAGUCGCACUUUUGUCAUCACCUUUUGCUCCAAUAGGAUCAAUCAGUUCUUUUGUGAAGUCCCACAGAUACUGAAACUCUCAUGUUCAGAUUUAUAUCGAAUAGAAGUUGGAUUUCUUAUAUUGAAUUGUACCAUAGCUGGAGGAUGUUUUAUCUUCAUCAUCAUUACCUACAUGAAAAUUUUUGCAACACUACUCCGAAUGCCUUCUGUGCACAGUAGGAAAAAAGCCCUCGCCACUUGCCUUCCCCACCUCACUGUGGUGUGUCUGCUUGUUCUCACUGGAAUGUUUGCUUACUUAAGGCCUCCUGCUAAUACAUCCUCUGAUCUUGAUAUCCUUUUUGCAAUAAUCUAUGCUAUAUUACCUCCAUUGCUGAAUCCAUUCAUCUUUAGAGCAUGA
Messenger RNA from Gekko japonicus, 642 nucleotides. RefSeq names its product olfactory receptor 14A16-like. The transcript has a single exon. The annotation marks the transcript as partial. Gene Ontology annotation, cellular component: membrane. Gene Ontology annotation, molecular function: odorant binding; olfactory receptor activity. The record is from RefSeq and is a predicted model, not a curated record. Gene Ontology annotation, biological process: G protein-coupled receptor signaling pathway. Lineage: Eukaryota; Metazoa; Chordata; Lepidosauria; Squamata; Gekkonidae.